AUGCCAUUUAACAGGCGCCGGCGCCAUGCGUCGGCGGACGAUGAGGCUCGCGAAGGGCUUCUUCAACCGGCAGACAACUACCACGAUCACCCUGUCGAAGACGACAGCAUCGAUAUCAUGGCGUCCCACGAUGUGAAACCCCCAUGGCAGAGAGUGAAGAGUCGCUUGGUGUGGUUCCAGAAGCAAGAGACCACACCGUUGGAGCGUGAUCUGGUUCGCCGGCUCGACCUGUUUCUCAUGUCCUAUGGUUGCAUCUCCCAAGUUAUCAAGUAUCUCGAUCAGACCAACAUCAGUUCCGCUUACGUAUCCGGCAUGAAAGAGGACCUCGGCCUGUACGGGAACGAAUUGAACUACUUCUCCACGUUCUUCAACGUGUCAUACUGUCUCAUGCUCAUUCCGUCACAAGUCAUCUUGACCUAUGUCCGGCCGAGUUACUGGCUACCUGGACUGGAGAUUGGAUGGGGGGUCAUCACAGGUCUAAUAGCCUUGGCCCAGAACGCAAAGCAUGUCUACGUACUGCGAGUGUUUCUGGGGUUGUUCGAGAGCAGCGCGUGGCCUGGAAUGAUGACUCUGUUCAUGUAUUGGUACACGCCCACUGAGCUUGCCAAACGAAUGGCCAUUUAUCAUUCGUGCCAAGCCAUUGGCUACAUGAUGUCUGGUGCUCUUCAGGUCGCCCUGUUGGAGACGAUGAACGGAACGCAUGGGCUUCCGGGUUGGCGCUGGCUUUUUGUCAUCAACGCCAUCAUGACCGUCUGCGUAGGACUAGCUGGCUUCUUCAUGUUGCCUGACUACCCGAAUAUGCCUAAUCCUCGGGCUUUCUGGUUCAAUAGCGACCACGCGCGUGCCGCAAACGAGAGAUUGGAACGCCAUGGACGCGCCGAAGCGAAGCGUAUCACAUGGGCCAGCGCAAAGCGGACUACGAGGAUGUGGGUUGCGUAUUUUGUCCCGAUAUUGUACAUGGCCACCGUCCUGGCCAGUUAUGGUUAUAACUACUUUAAUCUCUUCUUAAAGAGCCUCAAGAAUGCGGAUGGCACACCGGUUUGGUCAACAUCAAAGGUCAACGCUAUCCCAAUAGCUGGUGGCGGGAUCAAUGUUUUCUUUGUCUGGGUAUGGGCCAUACUAUCUGAUCUCUUUCAAACGAGAUGGACCUUGAUUAUUGCACAAGCGGUCAUUGGGCUUCUGCCGGCCAUCAUCAUGAGCAUAUGGACAAGACAUCCCAAUUCGACGCCCAUCUCGGCUGCCUAUGCCAGUUACUUCAUGUCCUACCUGUGUCUGGGAACGGCGCCUCUGAUUAUGUCGUGGCUCUCUGAUCUCUUACCUCAGGAUCCGGAAGCCCGAACUCUCAUCCUGGGCUAUGCAAUCGCCGGCGUGUAUGCGAUUCUUGCAUGGUCGCAGGUACUGGUUUGGCCCGCAUCUCAAGCACCUUAUUACAAGUAUGCCUGGCAGAGUUGUAUUGCGCUCUGGGCCCUAGUCUUAAUCAUGACCUGUCUCCUUCACUUUGUCGACAUCAGAUAUCUGCUACCCCGGAGACUCGCGGCGUAUCCGGCCGUGAUCGAUGGCGCGAAGCAAGACGACGACGAACAGGUGGAGCCCGACAGGCCAAUCGAGCCGGAGAGUGACCGAGUCGAGCGCACGAAUCCAAAGAGGACUGAGGUGGAGGCCAUCGCGUAG
Phaeoacremonium minimum UCRPA7 is the source of this 1671-nucleotide messenger RNA. RefSeq names its product putative major facilitator superfamily transporter protein. The transcript is spliced from 6 exons. The record is from RefSeq and is a predicted model, not a curated record. Lineage: Eukaryota; Fungi; Ascomycota; Sordariomycetes; Togniniales; Togniniaceae. Gene Ontology annotation, molecular function: transmembrane transporter activity. Gene Ontology annotation, biological process: transmembrane transport. Bases 1 to 1671 code for a protein of 556 amino acids. Gene Ontology annotation, cellular component: membrane.